Messenger RNA from Phascolarctos cinereus (koala), 6464 nucleotides. Lineage: Eukaryota; Metazoa; Chordata; Mammalia; Diprotodontia; Phascolarctidae. The record is from RefSeq and is a predicted model, not a curated record.
CUUGGCCGAAACGUCGGCGCAACCUCGUUCGUGUUCUGUGAGCCUCUCCAAGUGGGUCUAGAGAAUCCUAUAUUUUUGCUGUGUUGGUGAAAUAAAGAAGAUAUGUUCACAAUACUAAAAUAUCACUCGGUGGACUAUUUACAUGAGGAUGUGGUUAGAAAGAAAUUAAACAUUAGAUCAUUAUUGCUUCAUAUUCCUUCAUAUUUACAUCAUGAUGAGUAUAAUUGUCAUGCUGGAAUUGUUGCUGAUGAAAAAUUUAGAAAGCCAUGGACAACAGUCUCAGUCCCCACAACUCUACAAAUGGAAGAUUUCUCAGUGCUGAAUCAGUGGAAGACAGCUUUUUCUGUGGAGAAUUUCCCUGAAAAGAGGAGAGAUUCAUGCAUUGUGUCUCAUAUUAAUGACUUUGAAGAAAUUGUUCCAAGUUCAAAUCCAUCCUCUCAAAUUGACAUAGAGAAGAGCUGUUUAUUUACUCAGAAUGACUAUAAGGAGGUGUUCCACCUUGUUACUUGUUCUGAGGAAUGGCCAACACUUCAACCAAACAGUCAAGAUUUAUAUAUUGAUGAUGAAAUAAUUUUUAUAAAUAAUUUGGUGGAGUAUAAAAAGCAGCUACCUACUUUGUAUACCCUUUUGAGUAAACUAAAAGUAUUUUUAUUAAAAGAUCCUUGUUUAGAUUUGAAAGAGCAACAGAUCUUCAUAGAAGCUGGUCAUUUCAGGGAAUAUUCCCCAUUUCAAAGCAAUUUGGAAGUCUAUGAGAAAGAAGAAUUAUAUAUGAUUAAGGAGCUGUUCGAAGAUGAAAAACAAUUUAUUUUGCCAAUCAAAUAUGAGUUAUUGAAACCUGCCGUUCUCCAAGAAAGAACAGAUAUACAAACAUCCUCAGAACUUAGGAAGUCCCUAAAAUUAACUCCAGAAAUAAUCAGUCAUAUAAUUGGAAAUGAAAAGCUCUUUGAAAGAGCCCUCCCUACCAAGUAUAAGAAUGAAACUGUGACAGGAUACCACCCCACAGAGAGGAUUUGUACCAGCCAGGACCAAUGUGAACUAGAAAGCAGCGAACAAGGUGAGUUAGAAACGCCUUUAACUCCUCCACGUCUAAUAACCCAGCAUUCCCUGGUAAAUCCGAUACAUGCUGGACUUCAAACAUAUCAACUUUCUCCUGUUUAUAAUAUUAAUUUUACUCCAGCUGAAAAUUACACUAAGGAAUGCAGGGUGGAGCUGUGGUCAGAAAACUAUCAAAGUUCCCUGGACUCUCUUUUACUUGCAGUGCCACAAAUUGAAGAGCCUAUAACACACUACUCAAUUACAGCUUUGAAACGAAUAUUUGCUGUUGAGGUAGAAAUCAUUAUGCUUGAUUCAUUAAAAGAAGAAUGGUGGAAACAAGAGGGACUGAACAUGAUAAUGACAGAUACCUUGGAACAUCUGACUCCAGAUCUGUGUUAUCACAAUCAAAAUGAAGAUAUUCCAACUCAAAUGGAGAUAUUGCCUGUAAAACCACUUCAGCUGGAGUGGUGGCUUGAAGAAAAAUGUAAUACUAUUGUCAAACUCAAAACCUCUCCUCCUUGUAUGGCUCCUACAGAGAAACCUACAAACAAUAACUUCUCACUUGUUCAAAAGAGUCCUUCAAAAAGUGUACCACAUACCUGUUUUCCUGAUAUGUCUUUUGAAAAACCAACAAGAGAAGAAAAGACAAAGAGUAAACCAGAAGAACUAGUUUCUACCAUAGUCAAAGAGGGAGAAAAGAAAGAUACUUAUGAAUCACUAGACUACAAAGCAUUAACUGUUGAACCAUACACUUCAUCAGUAAGUUAUAAUGUAUCUUUUGAACCUGGUAGAAAAUAUGAGGAUAAUUUGGAUUCUUUGAGCAACUUUAUCAUUCUGAGAAACAAACAUAUGACCAUCCUAUCAGAACCUCAAGUUAUUAUGGAUGAUAGCCAAAAAGAAGAAUCCAGAAUGCACAGCAAAGAGGAAUGUAGUCUGACCCUUGAAGAAGAGAAUCCUACUGUUUGUAGAGAGCCGUCCCCUGAGAAAAAUCAAGAAAAGGAGAUGAGUAACGUCACUGAAAUUCAAGCAACUGAGAGCCAGUGCCAGGCAUACAGUCUCUUAGAAGCAAUGGCUACUCCUUUAUUGAAAAAACUUGCUUGCCAUAAUAAUCUUCCUACAUCAAACUGGAAAUUUGCCACUCUUGGCUUUGACCAAACUAGAUUUUUCUUAAAGCAGCAAGAAAAAAUAAUAAAUGACAUUUUUCUUCAAGAUAAAAAUGAUGAAAGAGAAGUAAUAUUGAAACAAGCAGCACUGGUCCAUCUUUUGGUAACAGUUCGAGAUCUCCUCUUAAUGUGUACCUUGGACACAGCACUGGGAUAUUUACUGAAAGCAAAAGAUGUCUACAAAAGCAUGUUAGGUUCCUGUUUGGAUAUUAUUUGGAAACAGCUUGAGAUUGUACAGUUUAUCAGGAAGAAAAAGCCUGAAACCAAUCACAAAGAACAACAGUUAUAUUGUCUUAUGUUACAUUUGGUACGAAUGAACAAUACAGAAGAACAUCAAUUUAAGGUGCUAAUUAUAACAAGAAUGGACUCAGAUGAUGAACAUUGUUUCCUUAUUGAAAAACUUAGCAAAAUAAAAGGUUUAGGAUGUAUUUCUUUAUCUCCUGAAAAAAGAAAAGUGUUACUGGAACCCAAUGAUGUUUUGAAUGGCCUUAAGAAGUGUUCCUGCAUGGUUAUACAUAAUCGACAUAUUGGACCCGACUUUCCCUGGACUCAAUUCUCAUUCAUGGUGGAAUAUAAUUAUGGAGAAAAUUGUUGCUGGACUGAGCAUUGUAAACAAUUGGAUAUUCCUUACAUGACCUUUAAAACAGUUCUCCCAGAUGGAGUUUUUAAAAAAAGUGCCUCGCUGGACAGAUUUGGGGGUUUUCUUUUGGAAAUUCAAAUCCCGUAUGUGUUUCUCACAUCUGAAGGACUGCUUAACACACCAGAAAUACUUCAGCUACUAGAAUCCAACUACAAUAUAACUGUAGUGGAAAGGUGUUGCAGUGAGUCCUUACAACAGUUUGGGGAUACAGAUCGUUAUGUGGUGGUGACAGUUGAUGAGGGCACAGCCAUAAUUAUUCAGAGUCUGGAAGAACUGAAUUAUGAAAAGGCAUCAGAUAACUUCAUUUUGAAGUUGAUAGCAUUAUCAAUCCAGUACAGCUACUGUUGGGUCAUUUUGUACUCCAAAGAAAGACUGAAUUCAGAGUACUGCCUUACAGGAAAAACUCUUCAUCACCUAGCACUGAUCUAUGCAGCUUUGGUUCCAUUUGGGUUGAAAUCUGAAGAACUGGAAGUGAAGCUUGUUAUUGUGCCAGGAGUAGAAGAAACUGUGAAGCUAAUUCGUCAAAUUGCUGACCACAUCUUGAUAUCCUCUAAGAGAGCUCCUCAUGAAUGGCUGGACAGGUCUUGGCUUUCAGUUUCACCAUCUGAGGAUGAAAUGUGUUUACUUGAUUUUCCGUGUAUCAAUCCCUUGGUGGCUCAGCUUAUGUUAAAUAAAGGACCUUCUCUGCCUUGGCUGCUAUCUGCAACUCUUGAUCAACUUCAAGGACUUCUGCCUGAAGUUCCCUCCAAAGUGUUAAAGCAUUUUUCUGAGAUUACUUCUUUGUUCAAGAUUGGUCCUUCCCUGACAAAGUCACCUUUAAUUUCAUCACAUCGAGAAAACGGAUACCAACCUGAUACCAUCUCUUCUCAGUGUUCAAUCUCAAGUUCUUCAGCAUUAAUCAUUCGAGGACAGGAUGAAUAUUAUUGUUAUCCAAAAUUAUAUGAAAAAGUGCCUGAAGAUGCAAGUCUGUCUUCAAAUUAUACCACUUCCCUUAUAGGACCAAGUGAAAUACAAUGUAUUUUACCAUCUUCAAAAUCUUAUGAACAAAUGGACUGCUGGGAAGAUUCCAAUUUGAACCCAUACCAACCUCAGGAUCCUGCUUUUCUAAAUAGCAUAGAAUCCAGAAGAACAGCUGGCACUUCCUUCCUAAGGCAGAACGACUCAGAGUCAGAUGUCUUUUCUUUGAGACUGGCUGAAAUGAGUUAUGGAGCAAGAAUGACUGAGAGUCUUGCUAACUCUGAUUGUAUAAACUGUAAGCAACAAGAUACACAUAUAACAAAAGGAGAAAUAAGGAAAGAAUUAGAUUCCCCCAUCUUUUUACUAGAAAACUCUGAGUAUCCCGUUACCUGGAAUUUUAACAAUAAUAUACUAGACUCACAAGUCCACCCUCUCAAGUUGCAAUAUGAUAGAGAACAGAACUCAUAUGAUACAUGGCUCCCUAAAAAAGACAGUUUAAAUACAGCCUCUAACCCCUUUAUGUUUCAACAAAAUUGUCUGUCUGAUGAAUUAAAAGACUUCAUGUAUGACAGGCUAGAUGCUCAGACAGAUAAGACUUCCUGGAAAGGAUUACCAGGUUUCUCCAAUGUGAAUUCAUUUGCACAUAAUUCAUGUGCCUAUAAUUUAAAUGCAACUUCAGAAAAAUUCAACAAUCUGUAUGUCCAGCAAACAUCUGGAAGAUAUUCAGGACAGAAAAGACACAUUGCAACUUCAUCAAAUUUAGCAGAGAAUGAAUCAUUAACAGGAUGGUACAAACUACAGUUGGUUCUUUCUUAUGUCCUAAUUUGUGAAGCUUUACUGACUUCUUCCAGCAGUCGGGAGGCCAUGCCUUAUAAUUUAGCAGUAGGUAAUACAUGUAGUGGACAGAUUCUUUAUCCCCAAAAUCCAUUUAUAAAGCUAAAACAAACUACUUUCAUAGCCACUGUCUGUUAUGAUCAGCAACAUAAUAGUUUUCCUUUUCUUUUCUCCAUAGAUUUAAUAUACUCACAGCAACCCCAAUGCAAAAAAAGGCGACUAGUGUAUGAAAAAGUCCCUGGAAGAACCGAUGGCCAAACACGCUUUAAGUUCUUUUGAAGAAGCACUGGGCCAGUUGCUACAUUGUAAAGAGCUUUGGAGUAUAUUAUCAUUGUGUGAAGCAUUAUUCAAAUGUUGGUAUAUAUUUAAGAAAAGGUUAUUCUCUAUAUUCUCAAUGUUCUAAUGAAAUUAAAUUUCCAAGAAAUGUACACCACCUUCUAUAAUUUACAUUUUUGUAAAUAAUUAUAAUUAUUCAUUACUUUAGUAACUCUCACAAGCUUCAAGGUAGUUUCCAGAAUUCAGUUGAUUUUAGAGAAUGAAUUUAUUCCUCAUUACCCAAAAACUGCAUAUCUCUGGAAUAGAGUAAAACAACCUGAAUCACCAUCUCAGAGCCCAGUGUAACCCUUUACACUCAGGAAGUAAAAAAGAAAGACCAGACCCUCUAGAGACAAGGAAGUGACUAAACUAAGCUUGAAAGUAGAGCCACUUUUAAUCUGCUAUUUUAUGAUGGCUCCUACUGAAAGCAUACAAUAAGAAAAGUACUAUGAGCCUUAGUAAUAAAACCUGUUUUUGACAUAGUCUUAUGUCUAAAAUGGACUGCCUCCCAGGCAUUUUCUUUCCAAGUUCCAGGCAAAAUGCAGUACAAUCCUCAGGUAUUCUGCCCCAGUUCUUUGUGUCCUUACUUUAUUAUAUUUUUCAAAUGAGAUAAUGUAUGCAAAGCAUCAUGCAAAACUUAAAGCAGUAUGUAAUUAUUAGCUUUCAUAAUGAUUUCAGAAAGUUAGCCACAAAUUUUAGGAUUGUAAGGCAAUGCUGGAGAAAGCUUAUGAAGGACUUAUGAAAUGGUAUAUUCAGCUGUGCUUAUGUACAGAUGAAAUUUGUAUGGUCUGAAGAACUGGAUUAACUAGGAUUUACACUUUUCUCCUGUUUUAAAAGAUUGUGUUUCUUAGCACAUCAGCUGCUUCUAGUGUCUCGGGCAUAAGAUAUGGUAUUAGAAUUCCUCAUAACAAUUUAGGAUAGCUUAAGAAAUACUUCUUUAUCCAAACAGCUAAAGACAUCUCAUCAUUUCUGGGGUUACUAAAAUACUAUAUGUUGAUAUGUCCCCAUAACUGCACAAAAUAAUCACCUUCUGCAGUGCAUUAUGGGUGUGCGGUUUGCUAAGGAAUUUCCACUUUUGCAAAGCAUGAAUUUGCACUGUGGUCUGCAAUUUUGGAUGAUUCAGUUAUGACAACCAAAAUAUCAAAUAUAAUUAACUAAAUUAAAUUAUUUAAACAACAGAUGUUAGUAACAGUUAUCCUUUUCAUAAAAUGAGCUUUGUUGACAUGAUAUGCCAACUGUAACUAAGUAGAAUAACAGGACACUGCUAGAAAAAUGUAAUUUAAUCAUCUCUUGGACAAAUAUAGUACAAUCCCUUCCUUACCAAGAUUUCUAAAUACUGAAUAUUUAUCUUGAUAGUAUUACUAAAACAACAGAAUCAAUUCCGAGUAGGUAUUAAAAGUUCAAAUGUAUUUAAAAAAUUAGGAAAUUCAAGAAGACUCAUGUUUUGGCUUGAAAAAUUAAAGCACAACCAGCCUUAUUUUUCUCAUUUACUGAGGGGAAGAAAAAGGGAGAUCUGAGUA